Fusarium coffeatum is the source of this 453-nucleotide messenger RNA. RefSeq lists its product as uncharacterized. Bases 1 to 453 code for a protein of 150 amino acids. The record is from RefSeq and is a predicted model, not a curated record. NCBI's taxonomy places the organism in Eukaryota, Fungi, Ascomycota, Sordariomycetes, Hypocreales, Nectriaceae. The transcript has a single exon.
AUGGGUCUCAUCGGUCUUGCUAUUGGCAGUAUCUUCGGCUGCCAAGACAAUCAAAACCGCACUGGAGGUUGCUGCCGUCGCCGAAACCUGAAUCAACAACCAUACCUGGCUUCAUCCUACCCCGAGAUCACAAACUACAAUGGCCGAUCUUCAUGCCAUCAGCGCAAGAUGGAGCGUCGCUACCAAAGACAACUCCAGCGCGCUGAGCGCUCACAACUUCGUGUGGAACAACGAAUGGAGAGGGACUUUCAGAGGGCUGAGAGACGACAGGCGGGUGUUAUGCUUGUGAAACAGGGAGCGCAAAGAGUUGGUCUUGUUGGACAGCCUCAGGCUGAGGAUGUUCCUGCUACAAGGGGUUAUCGGGAGGAGACUAAGGAUAAUAUGUAUGAGUUGGGUGAGGUCAGUCAGCAGAGGGAUGCACCUCCGUCAUAUGAUGAAGUUGUGCGAAAGUAA